AUGAACGGUGACAAUAGAAACUUUCAAGCAGUAACCUUUCUUGUCAUUUUAUUUGCAAUCAGUUUGUGUAAUGCGAAUGAUUACUGCGAGUAUUAUGCAAGCUGUCAACAUCGCCUGGAAAUUAAAGAGCGCCAUUGUGUAAAGAUGGAAGAAAAAUUAGAUCGCGGUGGUACUAAAUGUUCAAAGCUUGUUAAUGUGGCACGCACAGCAGUUGAUAGCUUGCAGCUGAGAAAAGCUGAGCUCGAGAGAGAUUGUGUUAUGAAAAGUGGUGGUGAUCAGCCACGGAGCUUUAAACAGCGAGUAGUGUGUAAACGAGCUAUUCAAAGAUUUCCGAAUUUAUUAAUCGAUGAAUUCAUCCAUAAAUUCGGUAAAAUUCCCAUUAAAAUUCGACGGCAACACAAUAACAUGAAAGCAUGCAGGAAAUCGGCACGAUUACUACGUAAGCAAUGCCAUAUGUUAGCUCAAUGCUGUCCUUUGCACAGUUGUCCAGAAUUGGAAAUUAUUCGAUCGCAAAUCUCAUCAGCAACUACAUUUUUACAUCAUCUCAAAUGGAAAUGCUUCAAGUAG
Brugia malayi is the source of this 567-nucleotide messenger RNA. RefSeq lists its product as uncharacterized. Lineage: Eukaryota; Metazoa; Nematoda; Chromadorea; Rhabditida; Onchocercidae. The transcript is spliced from 4 exons. The record is from RefSeq and is a predicted model, not a curated record. The coding region runs from base 1 to 567 and encodes 188 amino acids.